Andrographis paniculata is the source of this 1828-nucleotide messenger RNA. Its product is annotated as splicing factor U2af large subunit A-like. Gene Ontology annotation, biological process: mRNA processing. Gene Ontology annotation, cellular component: nucleus; commitment complex; U2AF complex. NCBI's taxonomy places the organism in Eukaryota, Viridiplantae, Streptophyta, Magnoliopsida, Lamiales, Acanthaceae. The transcript has 18 exons. The coding region runs from base 82 to 1713 and encodes 543 amino acids. Gene Ontology annotation, molecular function: pre-mRNA 3'-splice site binding; poly-pyrimidine tract binding. The record is from RefSeq and is a predicted model, not a curated record.
UUCGAUUCAUUCGGUAUGUAGCUGAUCCUUUCUCACUUCAAUCGCGUUGCCUGGUAAGAUUUUGGAUAGUCGGAUUUCUCAAUGCCUCGUCACAGUGGAGAAGAUGAUCGCAGGAAAUCGUCGGAGUACAAUUCCGGGAGGGAUCGACGCCACCGCGAUCGCGAGUAUGAAUUUCAUGGCAGAGAUGAUAAGAGACUGAAGAUAACAGAGAGGGAUCAAACUAGGGAGAAAUAUCAACAUGAGAAUCAGAGCCAACGGACUUCUGUGAGAAAUUACAGAGCAAGAAGCAAAAAUGAAUAUUCGUACAACAGAUCAAACCAUAAAUCCAGCAGGCAUUCAAAGCAUCAGUAUCGGCAGAGGUCACCUAGCCCAUCAGAUGAUAAAUCUCCUCAACAAUCUAUAUCACAGUCAAAUUCCCCUUCUGGAAAGAGCACACGCCCAAGUGGCUUUGAUGUGGCGCCAACCGUUGCUGCUGCAUUGCCUAAUCUCUCAGAACAAGCGGCUGGAGUUUCUGUAGCUCCUCAAGCAGUCCCUGGAUGGCUGCAAAACAUGAAUACAUUUGACACUCAGAUGCAUCAGGUCAACCUGUUGGGUUCUGUUUCGUUGUUCCCAGUUCAAGCUAUGACUCAACAGGCUACAAGGCAUGCACGUAGGGUGUAUGUUGGUGGCCUUCCUCCAUUGGCUAAUGAGCAGACAAUCACUAGAUUUUUCAGCCACAUUAUGAAUGCAGUUGGGGGAAAUUCUUCUGGCCCUGGUGAUGCUGUUGUGAAUGUGUACAUUAAUCAUGAAAAGAAAUUUGCAUUUGUGGAGAUGAGAACAGUAGAAGAAGCUAGUAAUGCUAUGGCACUUGAUGGAAUUGUUUUUGAGGGAGUUUCAGUGAGAGUUCGGAGGCCUACAGACUAUAAUCCAUCACUUGCUGCACCGCUUGGUCCUAGCCAACCUAGUCCCUAUCUUAAUUUAGCUGCAGCUGGAUUGACACCUGGCAUGAAUGAAGUUGAUGAUGCGGACCGUAUAUUUCUUGGCGGGGUGCCAUACUAUUUUUCUGAAGCUCAGAUAAAAGAAUUGUUGGAGAGUUUUGGACCACUGCGUGGGUUUGGCCUAGUGAAAGAUAGAGAAACGGGAAAUUCUAAAGGAUAUGGUUUCUGCAUCUACAAGGAUGGAUCUGUCACGGAUAUUGCUUGUGCUGCUCUCAAUGGCUUAAAAGUGGGUGACAAGACACUUACUGUUCGACGUGCCACUGUCAGUGGGCCAAUGAAAUCCGAACAAGGGAACAUACUAGCUCAAGCCCAGCAGCAUAUCGCAAUGCAGAAAAUGGCCUUGGGAGCUAGUGUGAUGGAUCUUCCAGUCGGAGGAAUGGAGUCCAUAGCAAGCAUGGAAGUUCCAACCAAAAUUUUGUGCUUGAGUGAUGUCAUUACUAUGGAAGAAUUGAUGGAUGAUGUUGAAUACAAAGAAAUACUUGAAGAUAUGAAGGGAGAGUGCCAAAAGUUUGGGGAGUUGAUUGAUGUUGUCAUUCCUCGCCCCGAUGCAAAUGCUGCUGACAGUGAUGAUAUUGGAAAGGUGUUUUUGGAGUAUUCGGAUGCAGCAGGGUGUGCCAAGGCCAAGUUGGCUCUCUCUGGCCGGAAGUUUGGAGGGAACACUGUAGUAGCAGUGUAUUAUCCAGAAGAAAGAUACUAUGAUGGGAGGAAAACUCCUGCUGUAUCUUCCUCGGCCUGACUUGGCUUGGCUUGUAAAACUACUUACUGUAAAGUCUAUAACUAACUAAACUACGUUGUCAUUGUGUAAUGCAACAAAUUAUUUGUGUUGGUAAAAGAGACUUUGUGAAAUAUUA